AUGGAGUUUCUUAAAAAGCUUCGUCAGCUGGACGCUUAUCCGAAGGUCAAUGAGGACUUCUACAGUCGCACCAUGUCCGGCGGCAUCCUCACGCUCCUCUCCUCCGUCGUCAUGGCCGUGCUCUUCAUUACCGAACUCCGUCUGUUCCUUCAGCCGAAGAUCGUCAACGAGCUCUCUGUGGACCUGUCGCGCGGAGAAACCCUCAAAAUCAAUCUGGACGUGACGUUUCCCCGCCUGUCAUGCGCGGUGCUGUCGCUAGACGCCAUGGACAUCAGCGGCGAGCAGCACCUCGACGUGGUGCACAACAUCUACAAGCGGCGACUGACGCCCAUAGGGCUGCCGGUGGAGGGGAUAGAUUCGAAGCACGAGAUAGGGGCGAAGCAGCACGACGUGCUCAAGAAGCGCGACAAGUUUGGCAACGUGGUGCCCGAUGACCAGGACUUCUGUGGCAGCUGCUACGGCGCUGCUGAGACGGAUGACCAGUGCUGCAACAACUGUGAGGAGGUGCGCGAGGCAUACAACAAGCGCGGGUGGGCCUUCAGCAACGCGGACGCCAUCGAACAGUGCAAGAGGGAGGACCUGAUAGAUAAGAUCCAGGCACAAGUGGGCGAGGGGUGCAACAUGUACGGCGUGCUCGAGGUGAACAAGGUGGCGGGCAAUUUCCACUUCGCCCCGGCCAAGGUGUUCUACACAGCAGGCAUCUCCAUCUUUGACCUUGUCAUGUUCCACGACACUGUCUUCAAUAUAUCUCACACUGUCAACUCCCUCUCGUUUGGCGCCAAGUUCCCAGGAGCCGUCAACCCGCUGGACAAGGCGCAGUGGGUGCAGGAGGGCGAGUCAGGCAUGUAUCAGUACUUCAUCAAGGUCGUACCCACCAUGUACACUGACUCCCACAACCACACCAUCGCCUCCAACCAGUUUUCAGUGACGGAGCAUUUCCGGCCAGCACCGUCGCAUGACCAGCAAUCGCUGCCAGGAGUCUUCUUCUUCUACGACCUCUCUCCCAUCAAGGCGAGUGCCCCUUUUUUCUUUUAA
Messenger RNA from Closterium sp. Naga37s-1, 1035 nucleotides. NCBI's taxonomy places the organism in Eukaryota, Viridiplantae, Streptophyta, Zygnematophyceae, Desmidiales, Closteriaceae. The record is from the annotation of a GenBank genome assembly.